Molecule: messenger RNA, 1518 nt
Organism: Toxotes jaculatrix (banded archerfish)
Lineage: Eukaryota; Metazoa; Chordata; Actinopteri; Toxotidae
Gene: nup43
Product: nucleoporin 43
Exons: 8
Coding region: 94-1212 (372 amino acids)
Cellular component (GO): nuclear pore outer ring
Molecular function (GO): protein binding
Source: RefSeq, a predicted model, not a curated record
UACGUCGUGGCAGGCGCGUACAGUUCGGAAUGCUAAGCUAGUACUAGCUAACGUGUUUUUGGUCUAAAGUGUGGGAAGCUGUCUCUGUUCUCAAUGGAGAGUAUUAAUGCUAAAUAUGUGUCCCAGAAAAUCAGCAAAACGCGAUGGAAACCAGUAUCGUAUUCGACUUUGCAGCAGCCAGAGGUCUUUGCAACUGGCUCGUGGGACAACGAGAACAACAAGAUUUCCCUCUGGUCUAUUGGGAAUCAUGGAAGUUCUGGCAUAGACGAUGGAUUUGAAGGGGAUCCACAGCCAUUAUGUGAACACAAACAUGAUGGAGAUGUUCUAGACCUUCAGUUUCUGGACCAAGACAGAAUCGUCACAGCAUCUUCAACUGGAGCAGUCACCAUCUUCCGCCACCACCAAAACAAUCAGACACUAUCAGUUUCUCAGCACUGGGCGAGAGCACAUCGUUACCCUUGUGACAACGCUCCCUGUACUGGUGUUGUGUGCAGCAGUCCUGAGAUUGUUUCGGUUGGUGAAGAUGGCAGGAUCAUUGUCUUCAGAGCAGACCAGGAAGGAGUGAUUCGAGUCAUAGAGAAUGCAGACAGCAGCACGAUUCAUGCGGUGACUUACCUGAGGACAACAGAGAUUUUGACUGUGAACUCUAUCGGCCAACUCAAGUUGUGGGAUUUUAGACAACAGGGCAACUCACCAUCCCAGAUUCUCUCUCUGUCAGGGGAUAGAGUUCCUCUGCACUGUGUGGACAGACAUCCGAACCAACAGCACAUUGUGGCCACAGGAGGGCAGGACGGCAUGCUCUGUGUCUGGGAUGUGAGACAAGGCAACACUCCCUUCUCACUCAUGGAGGCACACUCUGCUGAAAUGUGGGAGGUCCACUUCCACCCAACCAACCCAGACCAUCUGUUCACAUGCUCAGAGGACGGCUCACUGCUUCACUGGGAGACAUCCUCACAAUCAGACAUGCCCUCCUUCCUGCAAGGUGGCAGGAACAGCAGCAUGAUCUCUCGCAGUGCAAUGGCUCCAGCCGGAGGGAACCAGUCCCUCAUCAGCGCAUGGCUGAGCGGAGACUCCAGUAAGGGCCGUCUAGAGACGAGUCACAUGCUGCCCAGCCAGACGCUGUCAGUCAACAGCUUGGAUGUACUUGGACAGUGUCUUGUCUGUGGGACUGACGGAGAGGCUAUUUUUGUCAAUAGACAGGUCCCAGUUUAAGAGUUGUUAGUGCACCGGACAUGCUUGUUUGCAGCCAAUUUCAGUCUAAACAGAGGUUUUGUUGUCUGUUUUGAUCAUAGAGGGAGCCACAAAUACUGUAUGUUCAAAAAUGUGUUUGUGACAUUUUGACUUCACUUGAUUAUUUUUCUGUUAAAUGUUUCAUACACAUUUUGCAGCCGCAUUGAUGGAUCAUCAUGGGUGAAGGAGUUUUGUAAAUCAUUCCAAACAGAUUAUUUCAGUUCAGCAGUACUUUUUGUAUGGAUGUCAUGUAAAACAGUUUUGAAAUAAAUGAAUAAAAAGCCUUUA